Messenger RNA from Physella acuta, 1110 nucleotides. RefSeq names its product sulfotransferase 1C4. NCBI's taxonomy places the organism in Eukaryota, Metazoa, Mollusca, Gastropoda, Physidae. Gene Ontology annotation, molecular function: sulfotransferase activity. The record is from RefSeq and is a predicted model, not a curated record.
AUGAGCAGACGACAGGACUGCCAGACGUCUAAAUUCAAGCACGUGCUCCCCGGUCAACACGUCUAUGACGGCGUGCUCUUCUUUGGGUACUCACCCCCAGACACGCUGGACAAGGUCAAGGCUUUUCAAGUCCGGCCCGAUGACGUCUUUAUUGUCACCUAUCCUAAAGCAGGCACCACGUGGAUCCAGGAAAUCACCUGGCUGCUGAUGCAUGACGGGAACUUUGAGGGUGCCAUGGCAACGCCUGUGUACCUGAGGUCACCUUUCUUAGAGUUCAAGGACUUAAUUCUAAACGAGGUCGGCCUUGACCUAGCCGAGGCUGCCUCGUCCCCCAGGGUGAUCAAAACCCACCUGCCGUCAAAACUGGCACCGGCGGAAAUACACGAGAAAAAACCGAAGGUGAUCUUGUUUUUUAGAAACCCUAAAGAUUUGUGCGUUUCGUACUUUCAUUUCUACAAGAGCAGUUCGUCUUUUGGGGAUUUCAAGGGUGAUUGGUCAGAGUUUUUAGAGAUGUUUUGUGAAGGACACGUGGACCACGGCUCGUGGUUUGAGUUCACGAGAAGCUGGUGGACCCAGAGGGACCUGGCCCAUGUCAAGCUGGUUUAUUACGAGGACAUGAAGAAGAACCCUUUCGACGCGGUUCGCGAACUGGCUGAUUUCCUGGGGAAAGGCGACCUCGAUGACGUCACGAUCUCACGCAUUGUGACGCACUGCAGUUUCGAGAAGAUGCGGGAAAACCCGAUGACCAACCACCUGGAUGUGUAUUCCAUCGACAGCUCUGUCUCGCCACUGCUGCGUAAAGGUAUGGUAGGGGACUGGAAGAGACAUUUCACGGUAAAACAAAAUGAAGACUUUGAUCAACUUUACUCAGAAAAGCUGGGCCAACUAAACAUUCCCUUCAAAUACCAACUGGAUUAAAAAACCGCCGCUGCUAUUUAUUUUUUUAAGGCUGGCUACUGUUGUUUAGGUCAGGUAUCGGCAACCUGCCGCUAUUUUGAUGUCAGGAUGCGGCUCUCCAACUCCAUGAACAAAUAUUAAUAAUUAUACUAUUUCAUUUUCAAAACUCAUAACAAAUAUUAUACUGUAAAGAAAACCAACUUUAAACAAGAU